UGUUAUUCAGCCACUAAAGGCUCCGACACAAAGGAGCCAUGUUCCUUCUUCUAGUCCUUCUCUCAGGAAUUGGAAGGCUGCACGCAAGCAUCAAGCCUCAUAAAACAUUUCUGCAAACCACAGUUCCUGAGAAGACUUCAUCAUCUGACACACAGAAAGAUCCAGUAAACUAUGCUGCUUAUAGAAUCACAAUAGAAGGAAAACCAUUAUUUGUUCUUCUCAAGAAGCAAUCUAUUUUUUCUUCAUUUUCUUUUGUUUAUUCUCAUGACAAAGAUGGCAUCCAGUAUUCUAAAUCUUUGUUAGCUCAGAUGGAUUGCAAUUACAAUGGAUAUAUUUCGGGUUUUCCAAAUUCACUUGUGUCACUCAACAUCUGUUCAGGACUCAGGGGAGUAAUUCAGUUAAGAAACAUCUCAUAUGGAAUUGAACCCAUGGAGGCUGUAUCAGGAUUCACACACAUCAUUUAUGAAGAAAAAAGUGAUCACACUGACUUUCAUCUAUUAGGAAAAAAUGUCACAUAUUAUGAUGGUAAUAUAGAGUAUAAAUCCAGAGCAAAUACAGAAAGAAUUGGAUUGUCUAGCUUAUUCCUGCGACAUCUUGAAGUAUAUAUUGUUGUGGAUAAAAAUCUGUUUGAUUAUAUGAAUUCUGAUAUAAAGGCUGUAACUCAGAAGGUUGUUCAAAUAAUUGGCCUUGCUAAUGCUAUGUUCAUCCAAUUUAAAAUGAACAUUAUAAUAUCUUCCAUAGAAAUCUGGUCAAAUGAAAACAAAAUUUCAACUACAGGAAAUGCUAAUCAUAUAUUAAUGAGGUUUUUACAAUGGAAACAAAAACAUGUCUUCUUAUCUCAUCAUAUUGCAUAUUUAUUUAUCUUCAAGGAAAGUCCUGACUUUCUUGGAACCACAUAUGCUGGAAAUAUAUGUAAUGAGAAUUUAAAUGCAGGAGUUAUUCUGUAUUCAACAGGCUUAUCCUUGGAGUCCUAUACUGUCGGCUUUGUGCAGUUGCUUGGCAUUAGCUUGGGAAUAACUUAUGGCAAGAACGAUAGCACCUGCUUUUGUUCAGGAGAUGUUUGUACAAUGUCUCCAGAAGCACUGUACUCUGGGGGUGCAAAAGAUUUUAGCACCUGUAAUUUGGAUGAAUUUAAAUAUAUUGGCUCACAUGGUGGUUUUAGGUGUCUCUACAAACAAGCUGCAGAUGCUAAAAAGCCAUCAAAAAAGAUAUGUGGCAAUGGAAUAAUAGAAGGAUAUGAAGAAUGUGAUUGUGGAACUUCAGAUAAUUGUACACAUAAAGCCUGUUGUGAUCCUACAUCAUGUAGGCUUAAAGGUAAACAUUCUGUAUGUGGUUCUGGAGAAUGCUGUGGAAAACAAUGCAAGUAUAAACCAAUUGGCACAUUGUGUAGAAAAGCAGCUGAUCCUGAAUGUGAUUUCCCUGAAUAUUGUAAUGGGAAAUCUUCACUCUGUGUGCCAGAUACUUAUGCACAAAAUGGGUACCAUUGUAAUUCAGGUGACUCCUACUGUUAUGGUGGAAAAUGUAGAACAUUUGCCAAACAGUGUACACAGUUACUUGGACAAGAUUCUAGAGGUGCUCCGUUUAUUUGUUUUGAUGAGAUAAAUACAAGAGCAGACAGAUAUGGAAACUGUGGCAACUCAUUUUGUACUUUCUCUAAUGUUCUAUGUGGAAAAUUAGUCUGUACCUGGCCGUUCAAAAAACUGAUAGCACGUGCAAAUUUAUCUGUCAUUUACACACAUAUACGAGAAGAUACAUGUGUGUCUACAUAUCGCACCAAGGACGUACCUAUUACCGACGUAUCCACAACAGUUAAAAAACCUGAAGACAGAGAUGAUACAUAUGUAGAAGAUGGUACUCCAUGUGGUCCUGAUAUGUAUUGUGUCAACUUUUCCUGUAAAGAAAUUCGUCACCAGCCUCAUAUGGGAAAAUGUGAUCCUAUUAUAGAUUGCCAAGAACACGGGAUUUGCAACAAUUUUAAUCAUUGCCACUGUGACAAGGGCUUUGCUCCUCCUAGUUGUGACAAGAAUGAAACUGGAUUUGGAAGUAUUGAUGAUGGACAUUUGACUCCAACUGGAAGAAAUUCUCUGAGCAAAUAUGCCACCAUGCCAAACCACCAGUAUCAACUCAUUUUUUACAUUUCUCUACCUGUGCUCCUCAUUAUUGCUGUUGUGUCAAUAUCAAAGAAUAAAUUAAAACAGCUAUGCAACAAGAAGGAAGCUGAAAAUGAGAGAUCCGAAGACAGUAGCAAUACCAGCACCAGCAAGUUGUCUCACAGUGCAAGUCACAGCCUUGAACAAUCAUAGCCUACAGAAAGGAAAUUACCAAACCACAAAAACUGGAUUAAACCAAGAAGGAGAAAAUAUAUUAUAAUAACAUUUUUCAAUCAGAUGUUUCACUGCUGACUGUUUAAAAUAUGAAACAAUAAAUCAUCCACAUCUCACUGAA
Messenger RNA from Erinaceus europaeus (western European hedgehog), 2445 nucleotides. Its product is annotated as disintegrin and metalloproteinase domain-containing protein 5-like. Bases 39 to 2303 code for a protein of 754 amino acids. Gene Ontology annotation, molecular function: metalloendopeptidase activity. NCBI's taxonomy places the organism in Eukaryota, Metazoa, Chordata, Mammalia, Eulipotyphla, Erinaceidae. Gene Ontology annotation, cellular component: plasma membrane. Gene Ontology annotation, biological process: proteolysis; binding of sperm to zona pellucida; cell adhesion. The record is from RefSeq and is a predicted model, not a curated record. The transcript has 21 exons.